Crotalus tigris (Tiger rattlesnake) is the source of this 4737-nucleotide messenger RNA. RefSeq names its product ATP binding cassette subfamily B member 9 (gene ABCB9). The transcript is spliced from 14 exons. The record is from RefSeq and is a predicted model, not a curated record. Gene Ontology annotation, biological process: transmembrane transport; peptide transport. Gene Ontology annotation, molecular function: ATP binding; ATP hydrolysis activity; ABC-type oligopeptide transporter activity. Lineage: Eukaryota; Metazoa; Chordata; Lepidosauria; Squamata; Viperidae. Bases 792 to 3143 code for a protein of 783 amino acids. Gene Ontology annotation, cellular component: lysosomal membrane.
AGUGACUCUGGAGGGCUGAAGAUGACGGCAGCUCUCAAGAGUAACUUCAGUAGUUUGGAAGGAGCCAUUGGAGGAGGCUGCGAUGCAACACAGAAACACACCCGCACACCGCUUGCUUUGGAAAACUGCCUUUUCCUGUACUUCUGCUCCCGCCCCAUCACGCAUUAUGGGGUUUGCAAUCCAUGCAAAGCCCUGGGAAGGGCCAAGCUUUUUGCUUUUUCACGCGGGAUGAUUCAGGCUCUGUAUGUGUGUUGCGUUAUUUAUUUAUUCAUUUUUGUUUCCUCCGCUUCUCCCUUUGGCAAUUGCCCGAAAGGGAGGACCAGCCUCAGCAUCUUUCUCCAGCUGCAAAAGUAGGAAGGCGUGGGCGGGGCCUCGCGAGGAGGCGGGGUCCAGCGGAGGCCCCGCCCCUUCCGACCUUGUCCGGGGAGCCGCUCAGCCUCCGCCGGUCAAAGGAGAUUAGCGCGUCUUGCGCUCGUCUGCAGAUCCAGCAUCUCUCCACUGCGGAACUCUCUGACAACUGCUGUUAAAAUGUUUUAUUUUUGGCAAGGAGCGUAUUUUUAGGUCAAAGCAAGGCAACUGUUUAGCCAAGGAUUUUGGAGCCUUUACACAGAUUCUGUUCUUGGUCCUGAAGUUGUAAUGAUGAUCAAAGUUGAGCCAAUGUUUUCUGCAGAUGUUAAGGAAAAACUGAGCAGUGAUGUUGGCAUUAACCCUGGCCUAAGAGCUUUGUGUCUCUUCCUUCCCUUCUGUUUUAUGAUUCCCACCUCUCUACCUCAUUUUGGAACCGGUUUAAGAUGCGCGCUUGGACAGCUGUGGCCAGCACCCUCACCUUCCUAGGGACGGAUGUGACGUUGACCACCCUGUUGUACGAACACAACCGCCACAGCAGGACCAUCCUUCAGGAUCUCAAGCACUUCAACAUCUUUGACUCCAUGCUGGAUAUUUGGGGCUCUUGUCUGUAUCGCAGCUGCCUGCUCUUGGGGGCCUCCAUUGGGGUGGCCAAAAACACCAGUUAUGGUCCCAGACGGUUGAAAGGGUCCCGGAUCUUUAUCAUCUUGGUCUGCUUGGCGAUUGGGAUUUAUGCCCUGGUCAAGUUGCUUCUUUAUUCUGAAGUGAGAAAGACCAUCAAGGACCCUUGGUUUUGGGGUUUGUUCGCCUGGACCUACAUCUCGCUGGUGGCCACUUUCUCUUUUUGGCAGCUGCUUUCCUCUGUGACCCCUGCCAGGGAUACCUUGGAGAUUAAUUCAGAAUCCAGGGCUGAAGCAGAAGACGUCGGAGACCCCAGUUCUCCUGGGGUUCAGGGAAAGAAAGAGGAGGCCUCAGCUGCCACCAUUUGUAAACUCCUGUCCUACACCAAGCCAGAUGUUCACUUCCUUGUGGUGGCCUUUUUCUUCCUCUUACUAGCUGCUUUAGGAGAAACCUUCCUUCCAUACUACACUGGCCAGGCCAUUGAUGGGAUAGUCAUCCAGAAGUCCAUGGACCAGUUUUCCAAGGCAGUGGUGAUCAUGGCGUUUCUAGCCAUAGGAAGCUCAUUUACCGCAGGUAUCCGAGGCGGCCUCUUCACCCUGGUGUUUGCUAGAUUGAAUAUCAGGCUCCGUAACAGACUGUUUCGAUCGCUAAUGGUGCAGGAAAUGAGUUUCUUUGACGAAAAUCUCACUGGUGACAUCAUUUCCCGACUCACAUCAGACACAACCAUUGUGAGCGACCUUGUCUCCCAAAACAUCAACAUCUUUUUGCGCAACCUGGUCAAAGCCACCGGGGUCAUUGUUUUCAUGUUUAGUCUCUCGUGGCAGCUGUCCUUGGUGACCUUCAUGGGCUUCCCUAUAAUCAUGCUGAUGUCAGACGUUUAUGGGAAAUACUAUAAGAAGCUCUCUAAAGAAGUCCAGAAUGCGUUGGCCAAGGCGAACAACACCGCCGAAGAAACCAUCUCCGCUAUGAGGACAGUCCGAAGCUUUGCCAACGAGGAGGCCGAGGCUGACGUCUAUUGGGAGAAAUUGCAGCAAGUCUACAAACUUAAUAAAAAAGAGGCGAUGGCUUACACCUACUAUGUGUGGUCAAAUGGACUCACCCUACUCAUCGUUCAAGUGAGCAUCUUAUACUAUGGAGGCCAUCUGGUGAUCACAGAGCAAAUGACAAGUGGCAACUUGAUAUCCUUCAUUAUUUAUGAAUUCGUCUUGGGGGACUGCAUGGAGUCCAUUGGUUCAGUUUACAGCGGCCUCAUGCAGGGUGUGGGAGCCGCUGAAAAGGUAUUUGAGUUCAUAGACCGUCAGCCCACAAUGUUAAAUGAUGGGACUCUGGCUCCUAGCCAACUGGAAGGAAAAGUGGAAUUCAGGAAUGUCACUUUUGCUUACCGCACUCGUCCUUCGUCCCAGGUUUUACAGGAUGUCUCCUUCAUUCUCCAUCCUGGGAAAGUAACAGCGCUGGUGGGGCCUUCAGGCAGCGGGAAGAGUUCCUGUGUCAACAUCAUGGAGAACUUCUACCCUCUUCAACAGGGCCAGGUUCUUCUGGAUGGACAGCCUAUCAGUCUGUAUCAACACAAGUAUCUUCACUCGGUGAUCUCCCUGGUGAGCCAAGAGCCAGUCUUGUUUGCCCGAUCUAUUGCGAAAAACAUCUCUUACGGUUUGGACUCAGCCCCGUACGAUUUAGUCGUUCAAGCUGCCCAAAAUGCCAAUGCCCACACCUUUAUUAUGGAAUUGCAAGACGGCUAUCACACAGAAGCUGGGGAGAAGGGAACCCAAUUGUCCGGCGGUCAGAAGCAGAGAGUGGCGAUCGCAAGAGCUUUAAUCAGAAACCCACCAAUCCUGAUUUUGGAUGAGGCUACAAGCGCUUUAGAUGCAGAGAGUGAACACGCGAUUCAGAAAGCCAUUUAUGAACAUGUGCAGAAUCACACGGUGCUGGUCAUCGCCCAUAGACUAAGCACUGUGGAAAAGGCACACCACAUCAUUGUUCUUGACAAGGGCCGUGUGGUACAGCAAGGAACGCAUAAGCAGCUUAUGGAAGAAGGCGGCCUUUAUUACAAGCUAGUGCAAAGACAGAUUCUUGGCCGUGAAACAGGCACAGGGGACAGCUGUCCAGUGGAUGGUGGCUUGGCUAACAUCCAGAAAGGUUCUCCCAAGACAGGAUUGGCAGAAGAGAUAAAGAAGUGACACCACAAUUGCUGAACUUGAAGAUGCUCAACUGGACCGUCCGGCUGUCAACUGAUCCCAGGAGUGAAUGUAACAAGGGUUCCCAUCAAACCCUAGAUGGAAGAGUUAUCAUCUUUCACAGGGCUUCCCUAGUCUUCCUUAUCUGAUGGUGGCUAAUUAAACAAUCCUAAGCAGUUGUCCAACCUGAAUUACGCCCAGGAGGUAGCCUCCUGUAGAUCAGAAAGAAAACCAGAUGCAGUUCUCUUAACGGGCUAUGUGUUCUUCCCACUGAUAUACCUUGCAAACUUUGCUCUUAACAUAUAAACGGGCAUGGUUUUAGGGGUGUGCACUAUAAGGAAGAAUAAAGACCUUUGAUGGACCUCCAUGUUGGCUCACCACUAUGGGCCAAGAUGGAAAUAACAUGCUUGGGAUUGGCAUUGAAGCCAACCGGUUGACUUUGGGAUCACUCUGGUGCCUACAGAUUUUCCUUUGUGCUUCCAUGAAAGUUGAACUGGAACUCCAGAUCUAAUGCACUUUCCAUAGGGAGCCUGGCUCAUCCGGAAUUUAGAAUGUCUUGAUAUCUACGUGUUGUAGUCCAGGUCAAUGGUUCCCUGGGUAUCUCUGGUGAACUGUGGUACUCCACAAGCUGCAUAUGCAUGAAGGUUUUCUUAUAAAACCAGCGCUGUUUCAGUUGGGUAGGGGUUAUUUCUGAUUGUUCUCAGAGGUAGUAGCAGUAGCAUCCCUAAUGGCAUUGCAAUAAAACCUCCAGCCCUAACAACAGAGAGAACAAGAGGACUGCACCUGUUAUCUGCAGUGCAUACCUGAAUGGCAAUAAAGGUGGAGAGAGAGCCUUGGUUAGGAGAAAUGGGCUGUUUUAUUGCCAUUGGAAUUAUUUACAUUUUUAUCGCUGGUAUGCACAGUUGCACACAAUUUGGGUUGGGCACCUGAAUAUCCCAACUAGCAAGUCAGCUCUGUUUGCAAACUAUUUAUUUCUCAAGAACAAAGGUUUUGUUUUCCUUUUUUUGUUUUGUUUUAAUGCCUAAAAUCAGACAAGUCAGUUUUAAAAUACGCUCAUUUUGCCAGGGAACAUUUUCUUUCAAAUUAUAUUUUAAGAUAUAGAUUCUGCUAAAAAUUCCAGAUAUUGAGGGUUAUAGUUGUUUUGUUUAGUUAAUUAGUUAAAUCAUCAAGCAUCAGUUUUCCAAAUUAUUUUGAUGGGUUUGUUGUGUUCCAACUAACAAAGAAAAGGAAAGGGGGGGGGGAAACCCUCCCAAAUCUAGCUGCGUAAUUUGACCUAUUUUGAUCUAUGAUGUUUCCAGCUGGAUAAAUAUUAGAGUUCUCAGCCAAAUAUGUGCUUAAAAAAACAAAACUGUGAAUUGAAGUGGAACAAUUACCCGGCAACCCUUAAUCUUAGUAAUCCUGAAAAGGUAAUUUGUUCUCUCUGGGUAGCCUUUCCAGUUGCACUCGGUUGUAAAAUGACUCAAGCACUUUAUCACAUUUUAAUUACUUUCUGAUACUUCGAUGAGCAGAUUUUUGUUGUUAGCAGUGUUUCAAAAGAACAUAUUUUACAAGCACUUCACUAAAUUAAACAACAAAAAAGACUACCUCUGAUAUUCUA